CUUAUCUGAUAGUGUAAUUGAACGUAACUGACGCCAAGUUCAGAUAUAAUAUUCGAAAUAUGAAAAACGUACCUCUUUUAUUAUACUGUGCCUCAGUUAUUGGAAGAUGCGUUCUAGGUUUAACAUGUCUGAGAUGUUCCGAUAUUACUGAACCUCGGCUGUGUAAUAAAAUUGAGCGCUGUCAAAAUGGAGAGGUGUGUGCAGUGCAGCAGUACCGAGCAGAUAAUGGCGAUAUUGGUUAUUGGACUGGAUGUUAUCCACAAAAGGAAUGUGGAGCGACAGAUAAUAGAACCGUUAUAACCACCAAACGGAGUCAGUAUAUUGACGGCGUUGUACAGUGUAGGGACUGCUGUACCACAGAUAUAUGUAACGCCUACGGAUGCGGAACUCCUAAGUACCCCGAUACUCGAGGCCCUAUCUGCUUUGACUGUGAGGAUGUUGCGGAUCCAACGGACUGUCACACCAUCACUCCGUGUGACCUCAAUCAAAAAUGUCUUAUACACGAAAGAAACGUCUUCGAACAGAAAUAUUUUACUUCCAAGUGUGAACCUCGUUUGGGUUGUUCCUCGCUUUUGUCUGGACCAGUCGUCGGCAGGAGGCGAGAUCUACUUGGUGUGUGUAUUCACUGUUGUGAUGGGGAUCUCUGCAACGCCAACUGUUCUUCAGCAUCUAGGCCCACCGUUCCAGUAACGCCGAAUCACGUUGCUUUCCACGCGGUGGCAUACAGCUCCACAAGCAGCGGAGUAAUUAUAUUCGAUCACGUGAUCACAAAUAUCGGUGGUGGAUAUGACAAUGUCACGGGAGUUUUUACUGUACCCACAACAGGAUCGUAUGUGUUCUCCUGGACGAUAGAAACAUACGGACAAAGGACAGAAGGGGCUCUCCUUGUGAACGGAAUGCAGGAGGGGCUGUUAAAGGCCCAUCAAAGUUCGUCAAAUUACGAUACAACAACAUCUUUUGCCGUCCUUAACCUUACAUUAACCGAUAAAGUGUCGGUCAGGGUCAUUACAGGACGUGCAGAAGCGAGACACACUAUGUUCUCUGGCUGGAAGAUCAAUAAAACAGAUGACACAGCAUUUGAUGCCUCUCUUUCACGUGAUGUAAGUGGUUCUCAUAUCAAGUAUGACAACAAAACUUUAGACACAGAUAAUGCCUACUACACAUCCACUGGAAACUUCGUGGCGCCUCGUUCUGGUCUUUAUGUCUUCAUGAUGUCAGCUCUGAACUAUGGCAACUACGCAUACAAUUGCAGAUUUCAAUUCAGUAACGGAAAUUCUCAACCGGAUGUUUGGGUGGACUCGCGCACAGGGUAUUACGAUAGUGCCAGUUACAUGACAUUUGCUUGGUUAGAUGUUGGUGACAAUGUGUAUGUAAAUGCACCAAGAAUGAGGACGACUUCUGUAUUUGCGGGAUGGCAACUUGUAGAUAAUAUGAGAGUAUCCAAGUCCACGUACCCAGCAUUCCUCGCUUCUCUAAGUGGAGAUUUUUCCGGAACGCCGGUCGUCUUUGGUUCAACACAUUCUGGAUAUCACCAUGGUUACUCAACUACCACUGGGAUAUUUACUGCAGAUCGUGAUGGAGUAUACGUGUUUCUGUACAACAUAGAGGCUCAAAGUGAAAUUGUACGCGCUGCAUUGAACGUUAACGGAAUUGAUAAAUUUGAAACGAGAUCGGACGGACGUAAUAAUGGUUAUGACGACAGUUCCGCUCUAUCUGUUCUCCAGUUAUCUUCUGGCGAUAAGGUAUCUGUUGAACGUAAAUAUGGAACAGUCGAUGGUGGUCAAUCAAUGUUUUUCGGAGUACUUCUAUUUGAAGUGUAAUCAACCUGAAUUUAUUCACUAUCAUUUGAUCGUAAUAAAGUUGAAAAGUUA
Ostrea edulis (European flat oyster) is the source of this 1871-nucleotide messenger RNA. RefSeq lists its product as uncharacterized. The record is from RefSeq and is a predicted model, not a curated record. Bases 60 to 1820 code for a protein of 586 amino acids. The transcript has 11 exons. Lineage: Eukaryota; Metazoa; Mollusca; Bivalvia; Ostreida; Ostreidae. Gene Ontology annotation, molecular function: protein binding.